AUGUCAAAGGAUACCCCAGUGAAACUCAAGAAAGGCGCCCGUAAAGCGUCCAAGAACUCAACUCCAGUUUCUACUCCGUCUAAAAAGAAAUCAGCUUCUGCUUCCAAGGACAAGGCCCAGAAACGUGCUACCGCAGAAAAAGCGCCUAAGGAUAAAGCUCUAAUUCCAACGAACAGGUUGGAGAACGCGGUGACUCAGCUCUACAAGUUCAUGGACUCGAAGCCAGAGUCUGCGAAUACUUUGAUUGACGACGACGAGCUUUCCAGACAAAUGCAGCUAAUUGUCACCAGCUCCAAGUCGUAUACCGGCUCGCAGAAAUCUUUCAAGCCACUAUUGCUCAACGUAAAGCACUCCAUCUUUGCCCCAUGGAAGAAGGCAAGCGCCACCUCCAUUAAGGACUUCAAGAUCCUAUUGAUCUUGAAGGACCAAGAUAAGGACAAGGUCUCCGAAGACGACCUCUACGAACUGCUAGAAAAGCCCCAUGCCAUUAAAAUCGACGAGGUCAUCGACGGCUCCAGCUUGAAGACUAAGUACAAGGCUUUCGAGAAAAGACGUGCUCUACUAGCAGAAUACUCGCUGGUCCUAGCCGACGACUCCAUCGUCACCACUCUACCUAAAUUGCUUGGUGGGAAAGCGUACAAAAAAAUCUCCACCACCCCAAUUCCUAUCAGAACCGGCAAGGCUGGUACCUUCAGCAAGACCUCACUCGUAAACGCCAUCGUCAAGAUCUACAACGAAAAGUUGCCUAUCUUGCUCCCUCGCGGAAACACCGUAAACGUCCAUCUCGGCCACGCCAGCUGGUUUGAGUCCUCCCAAUUCGUUGAAAACAUCGCCACAAUAGCAGAGCAACUAACCAAAGCACAUCCAAUCAGAUCUAUCUACCUCAAGUCGAACGACUCCCCCGUUUUACCACUGUACUACAACACGCAAGUCAUCGAGGCCGCUGCCAGUGCCUUCCAAAAAUUGGCCUCCGCUUCUACCCCAGCAGAAAAGAUUACAAUCGACGGCAUCGAAGUAGACCUUUCCACCUUCGACAGAGCACUCCUAGAAGUCGCCAAUCCCGACACUAUCUCUAGUCUCUUCUCAAACCAAAUAAACAAAGCGAAGAGAAAGCUCGCAGAAAACGACGCAGUAAGCGCUUCUACAGUCACCAAAAAGGCCAAAAACUAA
This is a messenger RNA of Eremothecium sinecaudum, 1170 nucleotides long. It is a transcript of the gene CIC1, whose product is annotated as Cic1p. NCBI's taxonomy places the organism in Eukaryota, Fungi, Ascomycota, Saccharomycetes, Saccharomycetales, Saccharomycetaceae. Bases 1 to 1170 code for a protein of 389 amino acids. The record is from RefSeq and is a predicted model, not a curated record. The transcript has a single exon.